Molecule: messenger RNA, 4434 nt
Organism: Symbiodinium necroappetens
Lineage: Eukaryota; Dinophyceae; Suessiales; Symbiodiniaceae
Source: the annotation of a GenBank genome assembly
AUGGUGGCGUGUUUCACGUCCCGUGCUAUCGUUGAGAGUACCAAGAACGAGAAGAGGCGACUUCGUCAAUGGGGUUUUCCUGUACCAGACCUACGACAUCUCACGCCGGACCGCAAGAUGCUGAGGACCUUCCACGACAACAAAGAAGCCGACCCACCGAAGUUCAUGCCGAGGUACAGUGCCCGGAAGGGGAUGUGGAAGACGGCUAUCCGGGCGAGUGCUUUCUUCACUUGGUCAUUGGCCACCAUUUCGGCAGCUCGCGGCCAGCUGUACAACGACUGUCCUAAAGGGCCAGCUCUCUUCGAGAUCGGGGGCUGCAAACAGACCGUCGAGAUCUCCGAGGUCGAAGGGAUUGAUUUCGUGGAGCCCCUGGCAUGGAACGAUCUACAUCGCGAAGAUGGCGUCCAACGAGUCCAUGAUACAAUCGGCGAGCUACGACCUGGAGUUCUUUGGCUACACCCGCCCACGAACGUCAUCGACUACAACCCCAGGGAGGAAAACGUGCAGGAGCAUCCCCGACGGGUUUUCCAUGAUAUCCUCGAAGAGUGUGGGAGGGCACAUGUCAAACAUCAAGGAACUUUGGUUGUCGAGGUGUCCGCCGAGCCCGAGGAUCGGAAGGAGUUUGUCUAUCAACGACUUCGCGGGUUUGGAGAAGUGACAGAGCAUUUCUUCGGCGAUACACAUUUCUACAAGGUCAGGGACGCGAACUAUCACGAGGCUUUCGUCUCUGCGAAUGGAGAUGGACCAGAACCGGCCGACGACCUACUUGUCGGAGAAGCACCUGAGCGACCUAUGCGCAUAGUCUUUGGAAAGACUCCCCGGGACGACGAGGAUAUCAUCGAACAAGAGAUUGACGACGGAGUGUGGAUCGCCAGGACGCCUGACGACGCACAACACCGGCGGGACGCUAUACGUGCCGCCUCCAAGGCGGCAUUCCUUAAGGUUCGUGCGGAGGAGAAGAUCCGGCGAGGAAGUCUUCAACGAGCCCGGGUGCGCGGACGCGAUCUAGCCAACGGUGAAAUGGCUCUGUACUGGCGCAAGGACAAGAACAACAAGAAGGGAGCGUGGCGAGGCCAUGAUGAUGAUGAUCCUCCUGUGGAGGAAAGCAACCGGUCCCUGCGGGGACGCCGCACAUGGAGAAGGAGUGACCCUGGGGAGGCUCCCGCCGGAGCGAAAGGGGGUCACGACACAGAGGGCAACGGGUGUCACGCAGAUGACGCUGAGCCACCUCGCGGCGAUGCAGAUCAACCUACUGGAGGGUGGGGCGACUACUACAGUGGCGGCUGGGGCCGCCAUGACGCGCGAGGACGUGGAGAUGUUCGGUCCACCGGGGACAACGGCUGGCGGUGGAGCAGAUGGAACGAUGGAUCGUGGACGAGGCCUUCUACCGUGGUGGAGGACCAGUAUGAAGAUCGGGACCACGCGGACGAUCCGCAGGCCACUCGCUGGAACGAUGGCGGGUGGUGGACCAGAUGGAAUGAUGGAUCGUGGGCCACUACGCCUUCUACGACGACGGCAGCCUCGACAGGUGAUCCCGAUCAAGGUCAUGAGCUGGCGACCGCUGGGCGCGCUCCGGGAUGGGCGCGACUGACCUCUUCAGCUACUACGCGAAGGAACUCGGGUGUGACCGGCGGCGAGAACGAUCAUUGGGCACAUGGCAUCGAACCUGAUCGUCCGGGAUCUCUUGAUGCUGGCGGCCCAGGUGACCGGAGGAGCGGGAUCAGUGAGAAAAUGAGCGUCCCGGUUUUCGCUGCGGAGGACGUUGGUGAGAAGCUUGGAAGCAGUGCGAGAUCGUAUCUCCGUCAGAUAGAUGCUUGGUCCAAGCUGACGCGGACCCCCCGAGACCGCCAAGCUUUACUCCUUUACCAAUCUCUCCAGGGUCGCGCCUGGAUAGAAGCAGAGGAACUCCAAGUAACUAACCUGGCGAACGAGGACGGCAUCGAGUACUUCAAGGCGUGGGUGGUCGAGCGCUACCAGGAGGUGGAGAUCGGGAAGAUCGGCGAGGCCCUGAACGGCUUCUUCAAAAGACUCCGGCGCGGACCCCAACAGUCAAUCCGCGAGUUCAACGGUCUCUUUGAUAGGUCUUAUGCUCGUCUGUUGGAGAUCGACUGCAAGCUUCCGGAAACCGCGAAGGCCUGGGCAUACCUCAACGCCCUCGGCCUCACUCAGGCCGAAGAGUUGUCGAUCCUUGGGAGUGUUGCAAAUGAGUACGUGACGAACAAGUUGCAGCGUGCAGCCGUACUGCACGAGAAGAGUCUUAGGAAGGCCUGGGACCGUGACCGGGCCAAGCCGUGGGAGCGUGACCGGGGGGUGAAAGCCAACUCCGUCCACAACGCCGACCGCGUCGACGAGGAGAACGACGACAAGGACUCCCACGACGAGUUCCCGUUUGCGCAGGACGAUGAUGAAGGAGCCCACGUCUACGAGGCCUACAUGACGGCGAAGAUGCAGUACAAGGACACCCUCAAGGCGCGAGGACUGGACCAAGAUGCCCUCCGCAAGGCUACGGAGGACAAGAUAGCCCUGGCAAAGUCGAAGUCCUACUGCAGCGUGUGCAAGCAGCGCGGACAUUGGCACCGAGAUCCCCAGUGCCCUGCCAACGUUGCUAAUGCUGCCAAGGGGCGAGAUGGUUCCAAGGAUGCCGUGCAAACAGCCCACGCCAUCUUCGAGACGAGCCAGGCCGCCGGUGAUCGCCUCUAUGGCAUUACCGACUGUGCAUGCACUAAGUCCGUGAUGGGUACGUCCUGGCUACAGCGGUUCGUGGAUUAUAUGAAGCAGUGCAACGUUGAGGUGCCGCUUCUGCCUGAGCAGGACAGCUUCCGCUUUGGGGCUUCGAGGGUUUACCACGCUUCCUACGCAGUUGUGGUACCUGUGCGACUUGGGAACACUUGGGUUUUGGUUCGUGCCGCAGUGGUUCACGGGGACCUCCCCCUGCUGAUCAGUCGGAGUGCCCUGGCCUCUUUGGGCAUGAUCUACGAUAUGGACUCCCAUGUGGCGGACUUCAAGACGGUCGGGGUGAAGAGUAUGCCUCUCGAAAUGACUACCAGCGGACAUCCUGCUUUGAAUGUCUACUAUGGGUCCAAUGAGAUUCCUCUGUACGCUCAGCCGAAGGCUUGGGAUGCCAGCAAGAGCAUCCGCGGAGAGAUUCAGAUCAUUGCGCACCAGCAGGCAUACAUGGUAGGACCUGUCGAGCUUCCCGUGAGUGUACCGCAUCCCCAGGUUUUCUACGAGAAGAAGGAGCUGUUGUCCGAGGCGACGGCGAUGGGUCUGUCUCCCUUACCGGAGUGGACCAAUGUGGAGCUUCGGAGCGCUAUCACGGAGAUGAAGGACGAGAAGAAGAAAGCGAGCGGUCUCCCCAAGGGUCUGUCGAGCAUGCGCCUGGCAGAGCUGAAGGAGGAAGCCGAGAAGCUAGGACUCCCUUACGCAGCGAAUGCCACGCGCGGGGUGUUGAUGCGGAACAUUCGCGACUACUACGCCACCCCCGCGGACACGGUGAUGACCAUCGGCAGGCACAAGGGGAACACCUACGCCCAGAUACCUCUGUCCUACGGCAAGUGGGCCGACGAGGAGGAGAAGGUGAAUGGCGGGAACAUGCACCCGGAUCUGCGGCGCUACGUGAUGUGGUACCGCAGGAAGAUGAACGACGACUUCGAGGAGGAGCCCACCACGUUGGAGAAGAUGUCGAACCCCGAGAAGUACGCCGUGAUCAACCCGGAGGACUACGCAUCAAGCGCCGGGAGCAGCGACCUGUCUUGGGCCGAGGUGAAAUCCCUGGCGGACAAGAAGGGGAAGGGGUAUGCCAAGGAGGUGACGAAGGAGCUGCAGUUGCCCAUGCCGAUGACGAGGACCAAUGCCAACGAGGGAACUACUCGUAUGGGAUUGGAAAUCCCCCAGGAGAUCAAGGCGGAGAUGAUGGCUUUGGAGUUCGCCGAUGAGGUCGACUACAAGUACUCUGACGCGCGGGGCGGCGAGACCAAGGACAUCAACCACUACAUCAACGAGAAGAUGAACAACCUCGAGAACCCAAGAGCGGGCAAGGACACCGAGGAUUACGUCAACAUGGAUGCCAAGGAACGUCUCAAUAGAGAGAGAGCAGACCACGUCAAGGGCACUAAUCCGCGCAAUGCUACCGAGGAUCCGCCUGCUCAAUGUCCAGGUCACCUUCAGGACACCGUGAUGGUCAAGGGCAACUACAACGAGGACUAUGCCAACAAAGGGGCCAAGGGCUACCACACCGUGAAGAUUGACGACGUCGAGAACCCCAACCUGGGCAAGGACGCCAAGGAUUAUCCCAACACAGAUGCCAAGGAAUGUCUUAGCAGGGAGGGACCAAGCUACGUGCACUUUCAGGACACCGUGAUGGUCGAGGACAACUACAACGAGGACUAUGCCAACAAAGGGGCCAAGGACUACCACACCGUGAAGAUUGACGAC